AUGGUUGACAUCUUUGGACGAAUCCCUGUCAAGGAGCGACAGUGGGUUCAGCAUGUGGUUGCAAUUCCUGGUCCAAGUUCUGCAUACAUGUCAAAUGCCAUAGUCGUGUUCAAAGGCACGGCAGCUGGCAGCAUUGGAGUGUUUCAGCAUGAGAUUGGUCACGCAGUCGAUUUCUACAAGAAUGGCUUCCAAGCCAGCGGCAGAACUGAGUGGCUUGACGCCCUCCGAAAGGAUACUUGUGUAACGGACAACUACGCCAAUUCCAACGCUGUUGAAGCUUUCGCACAAAUCGGUGUUGUUUCUCUCUUCCAGAAUGUGAACCCCGGUGGCUUGGAUCCUGCCUUUGGUUGGACAUGGCAUUGUUUCCUCAACCAAAUCACCACUUAUAAUCAAUUUCAAGGAGAUUCAAUGACUCCAGGAGGAGUCUGCACUCGUCGGUGGUCUGACAGCGCUAUCAUCAGCACCGGAGCAGCGAAGACAAUUUCUCCAGCUGCGCGUCCCAAGCCGGAGAACGUUUUGGGCACGCCCAAUGUCUUUGCAAUUCCAUUUGAGGCUCAUUCAAAACUGAGCGUAUAUGAGAAUAUUACCGUCAACCAGACGGAGGCUGAGGCUGCUGCUGCUAGGCAGAAUGCUUGGGCUGAGGAAGUGAAUGCUAUCAGGAAGGGGAAGCGAGCAGAGAGAUUCAGGCUGUAG
Molecule: messenger RNA, 693 nt
Organism: Cadophora gregata
Lineage: Eukaryota; Fungi; Ascomycota; Leotiomycetes; Helotiales; Ploettnerulaceae
Exons: 2
Coding region: 1-693 (230 amino acids)
Molecular function (GO): metallopeptidase activity
Source: RefSeq, a predicted model, not a curated record